CAGAUGAGUAGUACAAGUAUCACAUCAUUGACGACCCACUCUCAGGCCGGUGUCAAUCAAUUGGGUGGUGUCUUCUCUAAUGGCAAACCCUUACCAUUUCAUGUGAGGCUUAAGAUAUUGGAAAUGGCUUUAUGUGGGUAUCGGCCGUGCGAUAUAUCCCGACAGCUACUGGUCUCACACGGGUGUGUCAGCAAAAUACUGUCCCGAUUUACAGAAACUGGUUCUAUAUUACCCGGUGCUAUUGGUGGAAGUAAACCACGAGUAUCGACACCAUUAGUGAUAAGCAAAAUAAGACAAUAUAAAGAAGAAAACGGAUCUUUGUUUGCGUGGGAAAUACGGGAAAAACUACAAUACGAUGGUAUAUGUCUUCGGGAAUCACUUCCAAGUGUCUCAUCUAUUAAUCGUAUAUUACGUAAAACAAUUGGCAAAACUAAGACUCGCAGCACUGGUAGUUCAGCAAUCUAUUCAACAUCCACUACAUUAACACAAGUUCAAUGCAAUUCAAUCAAAUUUAACUAUAAAUAU
Messenger RNA from Oppia nitens, 525 nucleotides. Its product is annotated as paired box protein Pax-1-like. Lineage: Eukaryota; Metazoa; Arthropoda; Arachnida; Sarcoptiformes; Oppiidae. The record is from RefSeq and is a predicted model, not a curated record. Gene Ontology annotation, molecular function: DNA-binding transcription factor activity, RNA polymerase II-specific; RNA polymerase II cis-regulatory region sequence-specific DNA binding. Gene Ontology annotation, biological process: anatomical structure development; regulation of transcription by RNA polymerase II. The annotation marks the transcript as partial. The transcript has 2 exons.